UCUGUCCAUGAAUCUUCUACCGCGCAGGCGCAGUUAUGACGUGACGUAAUUGUCCAUUCAUACUUUUUGUUCAUUCAAUGAGACAAAUAUUUUAUUGACGAAGUGUUGUGUAAAUCAAAUUACAACUGUGACUGUCCAAGUCAAAUCUAAUAUGAGUUAUAUUUUGCUUUAUAAUUCAGUGAAGUGAAUAUUUGUGUUAACUAGGCGUAAAGUGCAUUCAUUGAUAAAAUAAAGUGCACAUAUUGAGCACAUGCGCAAUGCAACUAAAAAUUCAUUCGAUUUUAACUGUGCUUCGAAUCCUGAAGGAUGUGGGAAAAUAAAACUGUUUACAUAUUUUCUUGUGUUCAUAUCGGAUCUGCCCAGUUACUUAGAGCUUGUUAAAAACAGGCUCAAGUAGAACAUUACGACACUCCGGAAGUGGCGGGACAAGCCGGCCGAGGGGCUCGUUCCGAAAGAGAUAACAGCGGAUGAAAGAGAUAAACAGUUAUGGAUUUAACAUGGCGGACGAAACGCGUAAAGUGCGAGUAGAAGAAAGAUUGAAAAUUAAGAUUGGUGAAGCUAAGAAUCUACCCGCUCGCAACAAUGGCGCCGCCUGCCAGCGUGACAUAUACUGUGUGCUGUCACUCGACCAAGAGGAGAUAUUUCGCACUUCCACUAUGGAGAGAACACUUAACCCAUUUUUCGGCGAGGAAUUCCAGUUCGAGGUACCGCGAAGAUUCCGAUAUCUGUCCAUAUACGUGUUCGAUCGCGACAAACAUCUCAAACAAGACAAAGUACUCGGCAAAGUUGCUAUCAAGCGGGAGGAUUUACAGCGAUACAACAAUAAAGACCACUGGUUUGCUCUGCGGCCAGUGGACGCAGACUCAGAGGUUCAGGGAAAGGCCUACAUUGAACUCACUCUCGAGGAUUCGAGGAAACGGUUGCGAAUGGACCCGAAACCGCCCGAUCCGGACGCGAAUGCCGACAACUUCUCGACGAAGACGAAAGCUAAUAAUCUCACUAGACUAUCGGAAUAUUGUAAAGAGAGCAUGAGGUUUGGAUCGUGCUCUAGCUCGACGAGCAAAAAACUUCUCAGUUCUGUUUCGACGGAACCGUCGCUAGCCUUGUCGCGGUCGGAGAGUUUAAAAGAUCGCGCACAAUGGGCUGUGCGGACGAAACCUCCGAUGCAUGCGAUGUCGGAACCCGAUGCAUCACCCACACCCACCGCCGCCGACUACUGGUCGGAUCCAGAAAGACAUUGUGCCGCCCGCGUAGGUCCUGACACUUUAAGACUUCGAGUGUUAGAAUGUUCAGAACUUACUACAAAAAACGGUCAAUGUGACCCCUUCGCUCUCGUUACGUUAUUGUAUUCAAAUGGACGAAGAGUCGAAAAACGCACAAAACCCAAAAAGAAGACGGUCAAUCCACAAUUUGAUGAAAUUUUUUGUUUCGAUCUAGUAAUGGAAGCCGAUCCUAAAGAUAAAGAUGGCUCACAAACGGCCGGAGUAGCUUGUGAAGCGAGGGUGUCUGUUUGGCACGACGGGGCUACACCCGUGUUCCUUGGCGAAGUGCGAUUACAAUUGCGGCAGCCCGCACCCGCUCCUCUUUGCGCAUGGUUCUUCCUGACGUCGCGCGCGGGCGGCGCCCUGUCUCGCGGCGCCACCCCGCCAGGCACGCGCCUGUCGGCAGCGGGCAGUGCCACGCUGGGCUCACUGCGGCUGCUGCUGCAGUACACCGUCGACCACGUCUUCCCGCUGCACCACUACACACAACUGGAGGAACUAUUCCUCAGGAGUGUCCAUCAAAAGCCAAUCACGACAUCGGCUGUUUACAUUCUCGGUGAGAUAGUAUCAAGCAAGACGGAUGCGGCACAGCCAUUGGUACGACUGUUCACACACCACGACCUUAUCGUUCCCAUCGUGAAGGAGCUCGCCGAUGCAGAGAUAUCUGUCCUCACUGACGCGACGACCAUCUUCCGCGGUAACACGCUGGUGUCGAAGAUGAUGGACGAGGCGAUGCGGCUGACGGGCGCGUCGUACCUGCGCGGCGUGCUGCGGCCCACGCUGGCCGCCGUGCUGGCCGAGCGCCGGCCCUGCGAGAUCGACCCCGCGCGCGUCAAGCCCGCCGCCGCCGUCGCCGCCAACCUCGCCAACCUCAAGGACUACGUCGAGCGGGUGUUCGCGGCGAUCACGUCGUCGUACGCGCAGUGCCCGGCCGCCAUGUGCCGCCUGUUCGACGCGCUGCGGCAGUGCGCCGCGCGACACUUCCCCGCCAACGCGGAGGUGCGCUACUCCGUCGUCUCCGGCUUCAUCUUCUUGAGAUUCUUCGCGCCCGCUAUCCUCGGGCCGCGAUUAUUCGAUCUCACCACCGAACAAAUUGAUCCCCAAACAAAUCGAACGUUGACACUAAUCUCGAAGACGAUUCAGUCGUUGGGCAACCUUGUGAGCAGCCGCUCGGCACAGCAGGUUUGCAAGGAGGAGUAUAUGGCCGAACUCUACCGCAGCUUUUGCACACCCAGACAUGUACAAGCAAUAAAGCAGUUUUUGGAAAUAAUCUCUACAAGCUCAGACACGCAAAAUAAUAACGUGCAAGAGACACCCGUUCUACUAAAAGAGGGGACUAUGAUCAAGCGGUCGGAGGGCGUGCGCGGCGGUGCGGGCUCGCCGCGCCGGCGGUGGGCGCGCUCGGCGCAUCCGCACUGUAAGCGGAGACAUUUCAGACUCACUAGUGGGGAGUUGUCGUGGUCACGCUGCGGUGCGAAGGGCUCGGGCGCGCACCGCCUGGCGCUGGCCGGCGUGCUCAGCGUGGCGCCCGUGGACUGCCCGCCCGCCGGCGCACCACUCGACGCCAACAACAUCUUCCAAAUAGUGCACCGCGAGCGCGUGCUGUUCGUGCAGGCGAGUAAUUGUGUGGAACGCGCCGAGUGGCUGCGGCUACUGUCCGCGUUGUGCCGCCGCUCACCCGCUACGCUCCAUGCCGGAUACUAUGCUGACUCCAAGUGGACAUGCUGUGGGCGAUCAGAGCCGGACGCAGAGGGAUGUGGUAGCGGCGCGAGUGAGAGCGCAGAGGGCGAACGCGACGCCCCGCGGGGCACGGCCGCGCUCGCGCUGCGACUCGACCCCGCGCGAGACCUGCAACGUCUGCACGCUCAGCUCGUUGCACACGUGCACCGUCUCGACGAGCGCUUGCAUCGCCCGCCUGAUGAUACGAGUCUAGAAGAACGCGAAGCGGAAGCGGUAACUUUACGCGAAUUGCAAAAAAUUAUGUUCGAUCUUGAACAUCGUCACUGUAUAUAUCGAAGAUCGUUAGCGAGAGAAACAAAAUAUGGAAGCAAACAAGCUCCAAUUGGCGACGAUAAUUACCUUCACCUCGCAGGAGCCGCAAAUAACGUUGACAGUGGUUCCUUUUUCUGGCGACCGUGGCGUGGUGAUUCGUCGCCUACAAUCGAUUUAGAUGGCAAAACGCUUCCCCUGCAAACGCCAAACGACAUCUGCUCAAGUACUGAGUCGUUAAAACUAGCACGACACGGUGACGAGCGCUCUUCUGGCAAAUCGAACAAGUCCACCGGAAGCGGGUAUCUCACUAUGUCCUGCAUCAAACAUGAACCGUCCGAGGACAGUGACGCUUCGACUGAAAAGCCAGCAAGACCACCUAAACCCGCGCGCCUAUCUCCAUCGCGGGCGCCUCUUGUCUCGCCUGUCUUGCCGCUUUGCGAGUACGUCGAUGUCGAGCUAAAACCGCCGCUGCGUAGACCCAAGCCUGAUCUCACACCUACUAAACGACCGGAACAUGACAUCUCCAGUCGUUGCAGAGAAUACGAACUAAUGGCCAACUUUAUGAGCCACGCGCAUACAUCCGACGAUGAUGCUCCACCCGCUGUGCCUCCUCGUGGAAAUACGGCGUCUCGAGUGCGAGUGCAAGCUAAGCCAUUAGAAAUCGAUGUUACGAAAUCGGAUGAACACGCAACUUUCAGACACGAAAUUGUAUGUGGAUCAACAACGAGUCUUCCUGAAGGUACCAGCUCGGAAGAUCGAAGAAAUCUUCCGGAAGGCACCGAUGUUCGGCCGGCUAGCAAAAUUGAUACUGUAUCAAAUGACGAUAGCCUUCUUGAUGAAUUGCAACGAGAUACAUAUUGUGUUUUAAAAGUUUGUGAAGAUGAAGUACCAGAUUUCGACAAGAGUGAUAUUAAAUCUGAGGAAUCUACAGAUAUAAAAGAAAAGGAAGAAUACGGGAUGUUUUCAAGAAUAAGCUUGCAACGGAAAUCAAACCCUAUUAAAACACAAUCGAGCUCCAUAAAGCCUUUAAAAACUUCAAAUUCCACGUCAAACGUACAAGACGCUGGAUCUCAUUCCUCUCGCCCUCUCACCGAAAGACUAACGCCAUUCUUCUUAAAGAAAAAACCUAAGCCACCGGAGGAUUCACAAGCCUCAAGUAAAUGUACGAGAAAAGAGGAUAACCUGAUCGGAAGGUUGACUCCACGAUUUGGGCAGUCUCGUUUGUACAACCGUGGCCAGUCGCUGGAGCUUGCGACGCCAGAGAGUAGGACGAAACGUAUCGAGCGUUCGGCGACCACAGUCAACAUCCCAACGAGACCUAUAAAUUCCUCGAUCGUGGCAAAUCUAAAGUUUCUGACAUUGCACCGAUACGGAGCGCAAGACGAUGUGCAGUGUCACGCGUUUGUGCGCACGGCAGAGCAAGAGGGCAGCGGCGCGGGUGCGGAGGGAGACGAGGAAACGUGGCGUCGUCCUCGCGGGCCGCUGCUCGCCGCCACUAACGACAUCAGACUGUAGCACACGCUCGUACUAUCUUGCGAGGAAAUUAUCUCCGUUUAUGUUUCUAGUGUUAACUCAAAAUGGUGCUGAGCGCGGUGUGCGGUGAUGGUGCGAUUGUAAAUUAUUUGAACUAUGGUUGUAUUUAUUGCUAUAUUUUUCGAACUUCUUUUCGUCGACCUGAUGUAUGUGCCUCCUCUAGUUUGUAGUAGUAUUUUUUGAACGAGUGUAUCGAUAUGGUCUAAUAAAUGAUAUGAUAGUGUUAAUACUCAAAUGGUGCCAAGUAUUUUGUGACCCCGCCCUACCGGCGGUUGGACUCUCAUUCCUCUAGCACAGUAAUACUGCGGAGUUAAAUAUAAAUAUACUAAAGAAUUAUAAUAGUUAUUUUUUUCUGUGAUUGGUGUUUAGUACCCAAGAUUGAAUCUAUUGACACAAAGUACCAUACUCUACGUAUUUGUGUAUUAUAUUUUAUGUAAAUUUUAAUGUAGAAAAAUAGUAUAAAACAUCAAAAUAAAGAUUCCUUCCGAGCACCGAUUACUGUAAUAUAAUUAAUUACAUUUUAAUAAAAGCUAAUAUUAUUCGAAAUAAAUAAAUUCUCGCGUAGUCAGGAAUUAAAUAAACAGUAUAAUUGUGUAUAUGUGAUAUAUCGUCCUCUCUUAAUCUUAGAUUAAAUCAUUAAUAGAUUUGUAUUUUACAUUGAUUCAACAUAUAUUGAGAAAUGAAGUGGUUCAUAUAAAUAAUGUAACUUCUGGUUUUAAACGACACUGCUCAUGAAAAGUCUUGCACGUCAAUUUAAUGUACUUAAAAAAUUGAUAUUGUUAACUUUGCUGUCAUAACUAGAAAUCUGUUAUUAAUUGUAUUGAAAAUGAAUAUUCUAAAUGUUAUGAUAUAUAACGGCCUUAGCAUUUCAAUCAUGCCUGCAUCAAUGGCCUUUGGGAACACCACACUUAAUCUGUGAUUCACUUUACAAACUCAGCUGAUAUUUUAUAGUUAUGUUUAUUGUACAAAAAGUUACUUUUUUAUUUAAAAAAACUGCAUUUUAUUUGACUACGAAAAUGUCAAUUUUAUCAGAUUUAAGUUUAAAUAUUAACAGCAACAAACAAAACGAAAAGUUGUUACAAAAUUACAUUGUUGUCAUAUGAAUUUAAAGAAAUAAAUAAUUUUAAGGUAAAAUAUGCAAUGUACAAAUUAAUAUUUCUUUAAAAUAUAUUAUUAUGUUAUUUAUUUCACCUAUUUCACUUUGUUA
Messenger RNA from Nymphalis io (European peacock), 5994 nucleotides. It is a transcript of the gene RasGAP1, whose product is annotated as GTPase-activating protein. NCBI's taxonomy places the organism in Eukaryota, Metazoa, Arthropoda, Insecta, Lepidoptera, Nymphalidae. The record is from RefSeq and is a predicted model, not a curated record. Bases 468 to 4769 code for a protein of 1433 amino acids. The transcript is spliced from 16 exons. Gene Ontology annotation, biological process: intracellular signal transduction; regulation of GTPase activity.